GAUCCCAGAUUUUCCCAACGACAAUGGGCUUCCCCUACCUCUAUACUACCCAUACCUUGCCAUCCUACCUAGUAUCCUUACCUAGCAGCCUAGGUACCUAUCCUAUCCACUCACCCCCCCUCGCCCCUUAACUCUCUUUGUCAAAUUCCCCAUGGGUCUCAUGGCACCACGGGGACUAGGAUGGGGCAACGGGGGGCAAUGGGGUAGGGCGGACCCGCAAUCCACUCACACAUGCGCGCAAGCUUCUUUCGUCUUUACCACGAGCGAACCCGUACCUAUCCCCCAAAAUUCCAGAUCUCGCGUUGCCCAGGAUUUUUACGUGCGAGAUGGGAAAAACACGGGCUAGGUGCGAAUCCGUUCAAGUGAACCUUCUCUACCGGUCCGCUCGCCCGUAGCUGGUACCCCUGCCAUGACCCAUGGGUCCCUUGGCCUUCCCAUAUAAUCCAGGGCAUGCGUCCCUUCGAAAAUAUGUGUUGACUUUUUGUUGUGUUCGUUCGUCGCCGUAGAUCUUCAACGUCCUCCGUCUCCUACCCUUUUUCCUUACCUCGGAGACCCCAUUGGUAGCUAGCUUUGCCGUACCUAGGCUCAGCAAUUCUCGACGUGGUCGUUUCUCGCACACCAAGUCUCGACUACAUACCGUCCAUAAUGGCGAUUACAGCUAUCGCCAGCAAGGCGCCGCGUAAGGAUGAGAUCACUCACGCGCAGGAGGAGGCCCCGGCUUUCGAGAAGGUCGACUGGAAGAGAGAGCCUGGUCUGAGGAAGCUGUACUUUUACUGUUUCGUGCUGUGUGUCGCUUCAGCGACUACUGGUUACGAUGGCAUGUUCUUCAACUCAGUGCAAGUUUUCGAGACGUGGAAGAAGUUCUUCAACGAUCCGAAGGGAUCCCAACUCGGCCUCCUCGCAGCGUUAUACCAGAUUGGCAGCUUGGGCUCGAUUCCCUUAGUGCCCUUACUCGCUGAUAACUUCGGCCGAAAAGUACCUAUUAUCAUUGGAUGUGUUAUUAUGAUCAUUGGUGCCAUCCUCCAGGGAGUCGCCCAGAACAUCAACACUUUCAUGGGCGGUCGUGUAAUGAUGGGAUUCGGAAACAGUUUGGCUCAAAUCGCUUCGCCUAUGUUGUUGACUGAGAUUGCUCACCCUCAACACCGUGGUCGUCUCACAGCUGUAUACAAUUGCUUGUGGAACGCCGGUGCUAUUGUUGUCACAUGGCUUUCAUUUGGUACUAAUUACAUCAACAGCGACUGGUCAUGGCGUAUCCCCGCCAUCCUCCAGGCCCUACCCUCCGUCAUCCAGAUCCUGUUCAUCUGGUGGGUACCCGAGUCGCCCCGAUACCUAAUGGCCAAGGACAAGCACGACCGCGCGCUCGCGAUCCUCGCCAAGUACCACGCCAAUGGCAACGCCCAACACCCGACCGUGCAGUUCGAGUAUCGCGAGAUCAAGGAGACGAUUCGUCUCGAGAUGGAAAGCAAAUCCAACAGCAGUUACGUCGAUUUCUUCACUACCAAGGGAAACCGAUACCGUCUCGCUGUUCUAUUGUCCCUGGGUCUCUUUUCGCAAUGGUCGGGUAACGCUAUUAUUUCCAACUUCGCGAGCAAGUUGUACGACCAGGCCGGUGUUACCGAUUCCAACUCCAAGUUCGGUCUUUCCGGCGGCCAAACCAUCCUCGCCCUCAUAGUCUCCGUCACAAUGGCCACAUUAAUCGACCGCUGGGGCCGACGCCCAAUGUUCUUAACCUCGACCGCGGGCAUGUUCGUAGUCUUCAUCUUCUGGACUUUAUGCGCGGGUUUAUACGGCGAGCACGGAUCCCCCGGCGCCAACUACGCCAUGAUCUUCUUCAUCUGGCUCUUCGGUUUCUUCUACUCCAUCGCAUGGUCCGGUCUGCUAGUCGGUUACGCCAUCGAAAUCCUACCUUACAAAUUACGCGCCAAGGGUCUCAUGGUUCUCAACAUCAUGAUCCAGGCCGCUUUGUGCUUGAACUCGUACGCUAAUCCGGUUGCUUUCGAUGCGUUCGGUGAGAAACACUCUUGGAAGCUGUACUUGAUCUACACGUGCUGGAUCUUCUGCGAGUUGGCUUUCGUGUACUUUAUGUACGUCGAGACGAAAGGACCUACGCUCGAGGAGCUCGCUAAGGUUAUCGAUGGCGAUGAUGCGCCGGUUGCGCAUCUCGAUCUCGAGCAAGUCGAGAAGGAGGUUGCGAUUGAGACGCAUGAUGUGCCGCACAAGGUAUAACAGGACGAGUGAGCGAGUAAGCAUUGUUUAGUUGGUUGUUAUCAUUAUUACCAGUGGGCCUUUUCUAGCGAUGUUCUUGGUUGGUUGUUUAAUGUUGUCGUAGUCGAUGUUGUUGCAUGAGAAUGCUUCUAUUUGCAUGCUGGAUACCCUCACUUAGCGAAAAAAAAAAAAUUGCAUGCAUUGGAUGUUGCUCCCCUCCGUCAUUGUGGACUGGUUUUUCUGGGGGCAUUGGGAUAUUUACAUAUAGGUAUUUAUAUAUACCGUGUCUGGGUGGCUAGUUGAAAAUAGCUAGGUACGAUAGCUAAACAUAUAAUGGCGCUAUCACUGAAUAUUUAUGUCUGAGUCUUGAAGUCAUUGCCUUUGGAAGUCUACAUGGUUAACCGCUGAUUUAAAAGGUCCACAAAUUUUAUAUGGCAUAACUAAAUAACUUCCUUUCCAAUUUGUCUGAUUCUUCUCAC
Messenger RNA from Hypoxylon trugodes, 2684 nucleotides. Its product is annotated as general substrate transporter. The record is from RefSeq and is a predicted model, not a curated record. Gene Ontology annotation, biological process: transmembrane transport; carbohydrate transport. Gene Ontology annotation, molecular function: carbohydrate:proton symporter activity. The transcript has 5 exons. Bases 646 to 2226 code for a protein of 526 amino acids. NCBI's taxonomy places the organism in Eukaryota, Fungi, Ascomycota, Sordariomycetes, Xylariales, Hypoxylaceae. Gene Ontology annotation, cellular component: membrane.